UUUCAGAUAUACAGACACUGUAGAUCUGCAAUGGAGUUCAUUUAUGAAUGACGCCUUGUGCUCAGAUUUGAAAAGAGAGAGAGAGAAAUGAAAUUGAACUAAAUAUUGAAUAAAAGAAAUAUUCCUGUCACAGUUUAAAGCAAAAAGGGUUACAUUAAUAAAGGAGAAAUGGAAAUAUCAACUGUAAAGUGCGGAAAUUCUUGUGAUAACAGCAGCCUUGACAUUUCUCAGCAAGGAAUAGCUUGCAAUUACAGUGAGGAGCAGCAUGGAAAGAAUAUGCUUAUCAAACAUAAACAUGUUUCUAAUGGUGUAAAACCAAAAUACAACCAGUUUAGAUACCGCUGCACAUUAUGUGGAAACUGUUAUGGAAUGAUGUCUCUACUUGUCCGCCAUACUUCUAUGCAAGGACACAAGAUCUUUCCUUGUCCCAAGUGUAAUCAAAGAUUUAGCAAUCCUUCCUCUGUACAUGUCCAUUUGAGAAGUGUACACUCAGUGGAAGAAUACAAGUGUGCAGAUUGUGGUAAAAUUUGUAAUUCAAAACAACGAUUGGAACAACAUCUUGUUACGCAUGCGCAGAAAGACUUUCCUUGCCCAGUGUGUGGAAAGAAAUUUCAACAUUUGUAUAGAGUUAAUACUCACUUAAAGCGACAUUAUAUUGAUAACAGAUCUUAUAAAUGCAAAAUGUGUGAAAAGCUGUUCAGGACCAAAGAGGAUCUCUUUGGUCACCAUAAAACACACAGCUUACAGAGAAACCAUGAGUGUAGAACUUGCGGAAAGAAGUUCAAAACUGUCUUCCAUUUAAGGGAUCACGUGAAAUACGUACAUACAGGAAAAAUAGCAUUUAGAUGUAGUGUUUGUGACAAAGGAUUUAAGUACAAGGUCACUUACCAGAAUCAUGUGAGAACAGUCCACUCUGAAGAAAGACCUUAUGCAUGUAACACAUGCAGUAAACGUUUCAAAUGUAAGAUGUCCCUUAAAAGUCAUGUUGUAGUCCACCUUGAUAGAGAGAGAAAAUAUGCAUGUGACCAGUGUGAAUCAGCAUUUUUCACGAAAGUCAGGCUUGCAUUGCAUAAAUCAAUUCAUACAGGGGAGCGUAUUUGCACUUGUGUAAUAUGUGGGCGUUCAUGUUCGACUCCAGGAAAUCUGAAAAGGCAUUUACGGAUUCACACAGGCGAGGGAGCAGCUACAUGUGAAAUGUGUGACAAAAGUUUUACAGAAAAGUCCUCCCUACAAACGCAUAUCAACAAAAUUCAUAUUUAUAACUUCCAAUAUGCUUGUACAACAUGUGAAGAAAGGUUUGUAUGUCGCAGAGAUCAAAAGCAGCAUGCAAAACACUGUAAAGGUACAUAUAGGUGUCCAGUGUGCCAUGAAGAAUUCAAAAGUCGUUCUAAAAUGAAUGAACACAAGGAUGCACACAGAAGUGGGCGUGGCUUCAAAUGUGACAUUUGUGGCAUCAUAAUUAAAAAGCCAGAUGGCCUGAGAAAUCAUAUCAAAGUACAGCACGAGCAACAGCUUUUUACAUGUGAUCUAUGCGGCCAUCAGGUUAAAUCCGAAUUUAAAUUAGAAGUGCAUAUACGAGCUCAUUUCAGACGAGAGUUGUUGAAAUGUAGUCAUUGUGAGAAUGUUUUUGUGUCAGAAUAUGCACUGAACAAACAUAAAAAGUCUGCGGAAUGUUUACAGGCGAAACCUAACUGCACUGUGUGUAAUGUAGUUUUAGAAAGCGAUCAAAGGUUAAACGACCAUAUGCUAAGUCACAUUAAGCCAUGUCAUGUGAGUUUAGAACGAAUGUUAACAAGAUAAGAAGAAUCCUUCAUCUUAGCAUGUCUUUGGAGAUUAGAGGUAGUUGUUUUGUUGUUGUUGUGUUUUUAAAUGAUGCAGGUAUCAUAUCUGAUACGACUACACGAAAUAUAUCUCGUUAUGCUUAAAAUCAGUUAUUUUGACCACUUGUAAAGUUUAAACUUUAUGUUUGGAAAGUUCUCAUUCUCUUGGAACAAACUAGAAUUUAGUCUGAAUUACACAAAUGAAAAAGGAGUUUCUGUAUAUCGUUUGUUUUUAGCUCAUCUGUCCAUAAUGACAAGGUGAGCUUUUGUGAUGGCAUUUUGUCCGUCGGCCAUCCAUUCACAAUUUCUUGUGAACAGGAUAGAGGCCACAUUUUGCAAUCAGUUUUAAUCAGACUUGUUUAACAGAGACCUGUCAGUUUAAAGUUUUUAGUUAGAUAAUUAUACGGAAAUAUAUAUAUAUGUUAUCGUAAUAUGGAUACCGACAAAUCUUAUUCAGAUACAUUUAGUGAGACUUUAUGCUUAUUAAGAAAAAUAUAUCAACAAAACAGUGAUUUGUCCUUGAAUAAAAUGAUCAUUAUUUAGAGCCCAGUUUGGAAGGAAUUACAUUUUUGUAUAUCAGGAGGGCACAGUACGACUGAUUUAAAAUAGUACGCAUCUACAAGACAAACAUGAUUUUAUUCAAGUGAAGAUCACUGUUUGAGAUGUAUUAUUGUGCCCCUCCCCCUCCCAUGAGUGGUGCGGGCAUAUUUGGUCUUGUCCAUGCAUCCGUCUGUCUGUGUGUCCGUCCGAAAUUUGAGACGCACCUAGCUCAAAAAGUAUUUGAUAUAAAUUGAUGAAACUUUACUUUUAUACAUGUUUGAUAUGUUUCCAUUACUUGAAGAUGUUGAA
Mercenaria mercenaria is the source of this 2669-nucleotide messenger RNA. Its product is annotated as zinc finger protein OZF-like. The record is from RefSeq and is a predicted model, not a curated record. Lineage: Eukaryota; Metazoa; Mollusca; Bivalvia; Venerida; Veneridae. The transcript is spliced from 2 exons. The coding region runs from base 169 to 1800 and encodes 543 amino acids.